This is a messenger RNA of Polistes canadensis, 1092 nucleotides long. It is a transcript of the gene Sptr, whose product is annotated as sepiapterin reductase. The transcript is spliced from 3 exons. NCBI's taxonomy places the organism in Eukaryota, Metazoa, Arthropoda, Insecta, Hymenoptera, Vespidae. Bases 9 to 788 code for a protein of 259 amino acids. Gene Ontology annotation, biological process: tetrahydrobiopterin biosynthetic process. Gene Ontology annotation, molecular function: sepiapterin reductase (NADP+) activity. The record is from RefSeq and is a predicted model, not a curated record.
AAACAAAAAUGUCUAUUCCAGCAUUAUCGGGAAAAGCUUUUUUUUUAAUUACUGGUGCUAGUCGAGGAAUCGGUAAACAAAUUGCAAUAUCGUUUGGUCCAUUACUGCAAGAAGGAUCAUACGUACUUUUGUUAGCAAGCAAUCUAAAUGCUUUAAAGGAAACAGCUGCACAGUUACCUUCAAAUUUAAUUGUCGAUUAUGCUAGUGUCGAUUUGGGAACGGCAACGAAAGAUGAUCUUAAAAAAGUCAUAAUAUCAUCUUUGAAAGGAACUGAUCCUAAAGAAUUUGAUAGAGUUAUUCUUGUGCAUAAUGUUGGAACAUCCGGUGAUGUUUCAAAAUUUACCAACGAUAUGAUGGAUAUAAACGUAUGGAGGAAAUAUUAUGAUCUUAAUAUGUUCAUACCUAUUAUACUAAAUGGAUUAAUGAUGGAGAUAUUUGAUAAAAAAACCGAUACUAAAAAGCUAAUCAUUAAUAUCACUUCUUUACUUGCUAAAUUACCGUUUGCAUCAACUGGGUAUUAUUGUUCUGUAAAAGCAGCAAAAGAGAUGUUUUUUAAGGUGUUUGCGUUAGAAUAUCCUGAAGUAGACGUGUUAAAUUACUCACCCGGUCCUGUAAAAACUGAUAUGUUAGAUGAUUUUAGUAAAAAUCUUGCUAACAAAGAAUUUCGACAAACUUUGACUAGUAAUAAAAUUUUAACAACGGAAGAAUCGGUUACUCGUCUUAUAGAAGUAUUGAAAGAUCAUCAAUAUAAAUCUGGUGACCAUGUCGAUUAUUUUGAUGAAAAAUAAAGCAAAUUAUUAUGGUAUUACAUGGAAAAAUAAAAAAUGGGUAUAUUAUGGAUAAUAUAAAUAAAUAAAUAAAGAAUAUCAUUUUAAAAUAAUAUCUUUUUAAUAAGAAAUUUUACAGCUUAAUAUACAGAAUAAGAUAAAAGUUGUUUUCUAUAGAAAUUUGUUUAUGUAAAUAAUUUGUUCAUGCGACAAUAUAUGGUUACAGCUGUACAACUUUUGGUUUUGUUCCACCAUAUGUAAAUCAGUAAUUAAGUGUCGUCUAUUAUGAAUAAUUUAUGUGAAUAAAUGUAGAAAAGUUAAUAUA